AUGAAGCAAACUCUCUUCUUCUCACUCCUAUUACUAGCCUCCAUCUUUUUAACCACCACUUUAGCUCAGUCACCAGCUGCAGCCCCUAAAGCCCCAUCAAAACCAGCCCCAGCAAAACCUGCCCCAGCCACACCUGCUCCAGCACCAGCAAAACCAUUAGUCCCGGCAUUACCCCAAUCACCCUUGGCAGGUCCUGAUUCUUCUGGCAAUCAAGACAUCAUCAAGAUUCUAAGGAAGGCCAAAUCAUUCAGCACACUAAUCCGCUUGCUGAAAACCACCCAAAUCAUCAACCAAGUCAAUGCACAGCUUGUAACAACAAAAACUGGAGGCUUAACCAUUCUUGCACCAGAUGAUGGUGCCUUCUCACAACUCAAAGCAGGGUUCUUCAACUCCCUGGGAGAGAGGCAACAAAAAGAACUGAUACAGUACCAUGUUCUUCCCGUUUAUGUCUCGAGCUCAAACUUUGAUUCUCUCAGCAACCCAGUGCUGUCACUGGCCAGUGACAGCCCCACAGGGUUUCAGAUGAAUGUGACAGCAUAUGGCAACAGUGUGAAUAUUUCAACUGGGGUGGUCAAUGCCACCAUCACAGGCAUUGUGUACACGGAUAAGACACUUGCCAUAUAUCAUGUGGACAAGGUGCUUAUUCCUUUGGAUUUCUCUAAGCCUAAGCCUAUAGCUCCUGCACCGGCUCUUGCUAAGGCACCUAAAGCUGAUAAGGAGAACUCGUCUGCAGAAGAUGAUGAUCAGACUCAGACAACAAAGGACAAAUCUGGGGCCAUCAGUUUAGUUAGCAUUCAUGGAACAACAUUGGUGUCACUUGGAGUUGCUCUUGUUGCAGCAGCAACAACGAUGUCAUGUUGA
Molecule: messenger RNA, 861 nt
Organism: Gastrolobium bilobum
Lineage: Eukaryota; Viridiplantae; Streptophyta; Magnoliopsida; Fabales; Fabaceae
Product: fasciclin-like arabinogalactan protein 12
Exons: 1
Coding region: 1-861 (286 amino acids)
Source: RefSeq, a predicted model, not a curated record